This is a messenger RNA of Striga asiatica, 3730 nucleotides long. Lineage: Eukaryota; Viridiplantae; Streptophyta; Magnoliopsida; Lamiales; Orobanchaceae. The record is from the annotation of a GenBank genome assembly.
GGUGUACGAGUACAUGGAGAACGGGAGUUUGGGGGAUGUUUUGCAUGGGGAAGGAGGUGGAGUUUUGCUCGAUUGGCCUAAACGGUUUGCCAUUGCAUUGGGGAUGGCCCAAGGGCUUGCGUAUUUACACCACGACUGUGUGCCAGCAAUUAUGCACAGGGAUCUGAAGUCUAACAACAUACUGUUAGACGAGGAGUUUAGGCCCAAAUUGGCCGACUUUGGCCUGGCGAAAUUUUUUAAGCGGGAAGUGAACGACAGUGGUCAGACCAUGUCUCGUGUUGCUGGUACUUACGGAUAUAUUGCCCCAGAAUAUGGGUACACGAUGAAAGUCACAGAAAAGACUGACGUCUACAGUUUUGGGAUAGUGUUGCUUGAACUUUUGACCGGAAAGAGGCCAAACGAUUCCUCAUUUGGUGAGAGCAUGAGCAUUGUUAAGUGGGUAAAGGAUAUAACAUUGCCAUCCAAAAAACGAGGUGGAAUUCGGGAAGCAAGUGAUAGUCGAAAUAUUGGCAGUUUGUACCAAAUAUUGGACUCUCGGAUGGAUCCUGACACGAUAGAAUAUCAGGAGGUAAAGAAAGUCUUGAAUGUGGCUCUCUUAUGUACUAUGGAGCUGCCCAUUAGAAGGCCAUCCAUGAAAAGAGUUGUCGAGCUGCUUAAGAAACUUUAGCUGAUACAUUACCAGUUCAAAAUGACGAUCAGAAGAUGUGUCCCUCGUGGUCAGCUUGACAGCUGGCAAAACUCGACUCGACCGUGCAACUGGACCGGCAUCUCGUGCGACCCACGGACCAAAAACGUCAUCUCCAUAAACUUAACCGGUUUCAACAUUUCCGGUCCCUUCCCAUCAGACUUGUGCCGAAUUCCGACCCUUCAAAAUCUUGACCUGUCCAACAACUACUUAGGCGGCCGAGUCGAACCCCUCUCGAUUUCCAACUGCUCGAAUCUCGUCUCCCUCAACCUCUCACUCAACCUCUUCGUCGGCACGCUGCCAGAUUUCCCGCCACAUUUUGUCAAACUAAAGAUUUUGGACCUUUCGUUCAACAAUUUUUCUGGGGAGAUCCCCGUGAGCUUCAUAAACUUGCGGAAUCUCGAGCAUCUCAACCUCAUUUCCAAUUUACUAAACGGGACCGCUUUCCCCGAGUUCGUAUCUAACAUGACCAAAAUGACUCGACUACUCCUGUCCUGGAAUCCCUUCCGCCCGAGCCAGCUGCCUAUAAACAUCGGCCAGCUCACGAAGCUCGAGGAUUUCCAGGCCGUGUCAUCUAACCUCAUUGGCCAUAUUCCGUAUUCCAUCGGGAACUUAAAAUCUGUUAAAAACUUCGAUGUAUCUCAAAACAAGUUACAGGGCCCAAUCCCGGUCAGCAUCGGUGGCAUGACAAGCAUGGUUCAGAUUGAGUUGUACAACAAUCACAUUUCGGGCGAAAUUCCAGAUACAUUCUCCAAUCUGACGUCACUCGUACGUUUCGACUUCUCCCAGAAUAGCCUGACUGGGAAAAUCCCCGCCAGCCUGGCAGCCCUGCACGUCGAGUCCUUCCAUUUGAAGAACAACUUCCUGUCGGGAAAAAUCCCCGAGGCUAUUGCUCUCAAUCCGGUGCUCACCGAACUGUUGCUGUUCAACAAUAGCUUGUCUGGAAAGAUACCUCCCAAUUUGGGCCUGCAUUCGGGCCUCGAGCAAUUCGACUUAUCAAACAACAACUUGGAGGGCCCGCUGCCACCCAACCUUUGCCGUGGGAAGAAGUUAAUGAUUCUGAAUAUCAUCAACAACAGGAUUUCUGGUGAAAUACCCGAAUCUUACGGAGAGUGUCUCACCUUAGUCCGUGUCCGAAUUCAGGACAAUGAGCUCUCGGGGAAUGUGCCAAACGGGCUGUGGGGUUUGAGCAAGCUCAAGUAUCUCGAGAUCUCAAACAACAGAUUACAAGGCCGUAUUUCGCAGUCGGUUUCAUCUGCCAAGAGCCUUCAGCAGUUACUAAUCGCCGGGAAUAGAUUUUCUGGAGAGUUGCCUGAAGGAAUCUGCAAGUUGCAAGAGCUGGGAAGGUUUGAUACGAGCAGGAACGAGUUUUCCGGAGUGCUGCCUUCGUGUAUUAACGAGUUAUCGAAUUUAACUGAGCUUCGCAUGCAGGGGAAUAACUUUAGCGGUGAGAUCCCGAAAAAUAUUGGUGAUUUGGUGCAGCUAACUGAGUUGGAUUUGCAGGAAAAUCGAUUUUCCGGAAUUAUACCGUCCGAGCUGGGGGAAUUACCACAUUUGACAUAUCUGAACCUUUCGAAUAAUAUGCUCUCAGGGGAAAUUCCGGAAGAGCUCGCCAAACUCAAGAUAAUCGAGUCCGACGUAUCAAAUAACCAGCUUCAAGGUAGUGUCCCACCCGGUUUAGAUACACAGCCUUUUGUGACCGGCCUAAAGGGAAAUCCAAAUUUGUGUAGUUCAAUCCUUACAGAGCUUCGUCCUUGCUCGAUAGAGAAACAUGCUCGUAAAAGCUUCUCGUCGGUGAGAAUUUUAUCGGCAGUCGCAUUGAUUUCAAUAGCGUUACUCAUUUGUUUUUGGUUCCAAACCGAGAUUUUUCUAAGAUUUAGGCACAAGAGAAACCAAACAUGGAAAAUCGAGGUUUUUCAGAAGGGUGCGAUUGACGAAGAUGACAUAUUGGCCUCAUUGAAAGCCGAGAAUGUAAUCGGGUCCGGAGGAUCCGGUGUUGUUUACAAAGUCGUGCUCAAGAGUGGGCGAGAAGUGGCGGCAAAAAAGCUUUGGGAGGCAAAUUUGGAAGAACCCGAGCACGUUUUCCGAUCGGAAAUAGAGACCAUGGGAAAUAUUAGGCAUUUAAACAUAGUGAAGUUGUUGUUUAGUUGCAUUAGUGAAGAUUAUAGGAUAUUGGUGUACGAGUACAUGAAGAACGGGAGUUUGGGGGAUGUUUUGCAUGGGGAGGGAGGUGGAGUUUUACUCGAUUGGCCUAAACGGUUUGCCAUUGCAGUUGGGACGGCCCAAGGGCUCGCGUAUUUGCACCAUGAUUGUGUGCCUGCAAUUAUGCACAGAGAUUUGAAGUCUAACAACAUAUUGUUGGAUGAGGAGUUUAGGCCUAAAUUGGCCGACUUUGGCUUGGCGAAAUCUUUGAAGCGGGAAGUGAAUGAGAGUGCUCAGACCAUGUCUCGUGUGGCUGGUACUUAUGGAUAUAUUGCACCAGAAUAUGGUUACACCAUGAAAGUCACGGAAAAGAGUGAUGUCUACAGCUUUGGGAUAGUAUUACUUGAGCUACUGACUGGGAAGAGGCCGAACGAUUCCACAUUUGGAGAGAACAUGAACAUUGUCACUUGGGUGAAGGAUAUUACAAUACCGUCCAGAAAACGAGGUGGAAAUCGAGAUGCUAAUAUUGGUAGUUUGAAUAAGAUGUUAGAUCCUCAAAUGAAUGCGGACAGCAUAGAGUAUCAACAAGUGAAGACUGUCCUGAAUGUGGCUCUCUUGUGUACUGCUGAAUUGCCAGUUAGAAGGCCAUCCAUGAGAAGGGUUGUUGAGCUGCUCAAACAUUAGCACGCAAGGAAGAAUGAAAUGUGAAGAUAUUAAAUCUCUGUCCAUUUGUUUCUGCACAUUCGAUACUAAUUCUUAAACCUUAGAUUUUGUGGAAAUACAUAUUGAUAUCAUUUGGAUUAGUAUAGAUAAUUCUAGUCAAAUGAACCGAAAUAGCAAGUCAGUUGUAAUUCCUCUUUCCCCAAUCCUUGUCUUCAGAAAAAUAAAACAAAGACAUUUUUG